AUGAGGCUCUUUCACCAAUACCUAACUUCGACUUGCCACACACUGUCCCAAGAUGGACUCUCUGCAUAUCACUUGUCCAUCGUCAUACCUCGGAUGGCUACCUCCUUUCCCUAUCUUUUAGACAGCAUUCUUGCUCUAUCUGCUUUGCACUUGGCCACUGUCGAAGAAGAAAAUCGCAUUACAUGGCUGGAUGCCGCUGUGCGGUAUCAGAGCCAGGCAUGCUCUGGGAUGGGCAAAAUUCUGCCAGAUGUCACCCCUGAGCAUUACGAAUCGGCAUUCGUAUCCUCGGUGCUGAUUUUCUUAUUUGCGACUGGAUUUCCUGGAAUUUCACCAGACAACCAGAACAAUAAUCCUAUCUCGGAGGUCCUCGAAGGGCGACGACUUAUAGCAGGGGCUGCCAUGCUCUUCGAGCGGUUUAAUGAAAUGGGUGUCGACGCAAAGCUGAAUGGCUGGCUUUGUCUUCCAGACACGGAAGAAAGCCUCGAGAAUAAUGAACAGUACAGUAAGACUCAUUUACCAAUUGUCCUGGACAUGAAACUAACGGUGAAUAGAAGCAUCAUGGAGUCACUCGAUAAAUUACAAGCUACGAUUGAGGCGAACGAAACCCCCCAGAAAGAGCUCUAUCAGGCGAUAUGGCAGCUCCUACAUAAUUCUAUAGAACCUUGGCCCAAAAUCGGGCCUCACGGGGGAGUGAUCGCAUGGCCCCUCUUCAUCCCCGAGCCAUAUAUCUCGCUACUAGAGAGCGGCGACUGGACCGCCCGUAUCCUUUUUCUACAUCAUGUUGUUGCCCUGCGGUUGAUGUGUAAUCGAUGGUAUGUUCGUGACCGGGGGCGCAGGCUAGUUCUGGCGACAUUGGAUCCACUUGGAGAGAUCCCCGAUGAAUGGGCAGACAUUAUCUCUUGGGUUAAAAGCAGCGUUGAAAUUAAUACGUCAAUCGUCACGUAA
Penicillium cataractarum is the source of this 945-nucleotide messenger RNA. RefSeq lists its product as uncharacterized. The transcript is spliced from 2 exons. The record is from RefSeq and is a predicted model, not a curated record. Lineage: Eukaryota; Fungi; Ascomycota; Eurotiomycetes; Eurotiales; Aspergillaceae. Bases 1 to 945 code for a protein of 314 amino acids. Gene Ontology annotation, biological process: regulation of transcription by RNA polymerase II. Gene Ontology annotation, molecular function: DNA-binding transcription activator activity, RNA polymerase II-specific.